CUGCUUUCUUCUCUUUGCAUUGCCAACUGCCACCUUUCUACUCCAUAUUUCCAAUCAAAUUCUCUAAAUAGCCAUUUCUACACAAUCCACCAUGCUUCCCCGCGCCCCUCGAGCCCUCCUCUCCGCCCUGCGCCCAUCCCUCCGCAUCAGCCGGAUCCUAGCACCAGCCGCCAUCCACCCUCAAGUUCCCCAACAAUCCCAACUAAUCCUUCGCCAGAGCUUCCACUCCUCCCCUAUCACCCGCAAGGGCAUCCACCCCGAAUCCUCCGAGCCCCCGGCCCCGAAGCCGCAGUCUCACAAUGUCGCCGGCGCAGCAGUCCAUAUCACAGAGCCGACGCCAUUGACGGAUGCGCAGUACUACGAGUACUCGGAGCAUUAUCUUGAGUCGCUGCUGAAUGAGGUUGAGCGGACGGCGCAGGAGGACGCCUCGGAUUUGGAGGGGGAGUAUAAUGCCGGUGUACUGAACAUCAUCGCCCCCGGUAUUGGCACCUUCGUCUUGAACAAGCAACCCCCGAACAAGCAGAUCUGGCUUAGUUCCCCGAUUUCCGGGCCCAAGCGGUACGACUGGAUCGUUGAAAGCGAGGGGCAGAAUGAGAAGCAGGGAACUCGGACUACUGUCACUGGGCAGUGGGUUUAUCUGCGCGAUGGGUCGAACUUGACGGAUUUGUUGAAUUCGGAGUUGGGGUUGAAUUUGUCCAAGGAUAUUUAUAGCGAAGAGUUAUAUUAGGCAGAGCGGAUGGACUGUAUUAUCUACACAGGAAAAUGAAUUGAUCUUAUGUAUAUCGGUUGUUGAUUCCAAUUUCAUGUCAUGACGAAAUAUACCAGUAUUCU
This is a messenger RNA of Aspergillus ruber CBS 135680, 831 nucleotides long. Its product is annotated as frataxin family protein. NCBI's taxonomy places the organism in Eukaryota, Fungi, Ascomycota, Eurotiomycetes, Eurotiales, Aspergillaceae. The record is from RefSeq and is a predicted model, not a curated record. The coding region runs from base 92 to 727 and encodes 211 amino acids. Gene Ontology annotation, molecular function: ferrous iron binding; 2 iron, 2 sulfur cluster binding; ferroxidase activity. Gene Ontology annotation, biological process: iron incorporation into metallo-sulfur cluster; intracellular iron ion homeostasis. The transcript has 2 exons. Gene Ontology annotation, cellular component: mitochondrion.